AUGUCUGAUCACGGUGAUUGGGGUGAUUCAGCCGACGACGAUGGCAGCGAACUGAUCCGCACCCUGUCGCGGCUGGUGCCGUUUUCUGAUGUUGAUGUGUCCAGUGAAUCUGAGGAAUCCAGUGAUGUGGAUCUUGAAACCGUGUCCGAGAAGAACUACCACAGUGAUGGGAAAGCCGCGCCUACCUACCUCGCUGCUGCGAAGAAGAACCUACCUGAGGAGGAGUGUGUUGAAGAGGUGUCUUUUCGCCCUAGUUAUCUGUCAGACUUCGAGAAAGAACAUUUCCACCGCGAAAACGUUAUGCCUGACCGGCCCUACACCGCGUUCUUCACUGCUCCUUCUGCUGCUUUUACUACGAAGGACAUAUUUGAUGCUCUGUUAACUGAUGGCAUUCCCGCCUCCGCCGUCUGUUGCUUGCAGAGAUCUCCGAAUGGCAACGUGUUGAUUACGUUCGCGUCCAAGCGUUACCGCGAUUUGUUCCUGCGUCGGUCCUCCUUUGUGGUACGGCGUGGUCGUUUCGUUACGCACCCUGGCUCACGUCGCCUUUUGUUCGUCACCAUUUACAACGCGCCACACGAGUUGCCCGAUUCGGCGAUUGAACAUCGUCUUGGCAAGUACGGCAGAAUCUUCUCAUCUCGCCGUGGCAAAGUUCCUGGAUAUCCUGACGUCUUCAACGGUCUCCGCCACCUACGUAUGGAUAUACUGUCCCAUAUUCCGUGUUUCUUGCGUUUUGGUAAAUACCAGAUCCGCGUUAAGUACGACGGCCAGCCGACCACAUGUCGUCGUUGUAAUUCUCGGGACCUCCUUUUCAAGGACUGCACGAACGAGGUCUGCCUUAAUUGCGACCGUAUUGGUCACCACGCCAGGAUGUCUCCGGAAGACAUGCGCUGUUGUAUUUGCAAGGAGGAGGGUCAUCUAGCCAUAGAUUGUCAACAUUCUUGGUACCGACGGCCCCCGCCUUCCUUAGGUCUUUUUCCGGAGACUGUAACUGGGGAUCCUGUGGAAUCUGCUCUUGCUCCUACCGCGGAUACUGUUGCUGAGAGCCCUGUGGAGUCUGCUCCUGCUCCU
This is a messenger RNA of Porites evermanni, 1068 nucleotides long. Lineage: Eukaryota; Metazoa; Cnidaria; Anthozoa; Scleractinia; Poritidae. The record is from the annotation of a GenBank genome assembly.